This is a messenger RNA of Fonticula alba, 1659 nucleotides long. RefSeq lists its product as hypothetical. Lineage: Eukaryota; Rotosphaerida; Fonticulaceae. Bases 1 to 1659 code for a protein of 552 amino acids. The record is from RefSeq and is a predicted model, not a curated record. The transcript has 4 exons.
AUGUCCGGCUACCAGCCCAACCAGCACGGCAGCUGGGCGCCCGAGUAUGCCGGUGGCCAGACCCCCGGCGCCGGCGGUGGCCCCGGUGCAUCGGACAUCUACACCAACCCGGCCUACUUGCAAAUGCUCCCGGCCCAGCAGGCGCAGCAGUUCCAACAAACGCUGAUGCUCGUUCAGCAACAGCACCCGGAGCUGGCCCCGCAGCAGCAGCAGCAGCUUGCCAUGCAGUACCUGCAAUUGCAGCUGCAGCAGGCCCAGCAGCAGGCGGCCCUCAACCAAAUGCGCCAGCAGGGCGCCGGCCAGCCGGGCGCACAGCUCACCCAGCAGCAGCAGCAGCAGCUCUACAUGAUGCAGCAGUACCAGCAGCAGCAGCAGCUGUAUGUGAUGCAGCAGCAGGCGGCCCAGGCCCAGCAGGCCCAGGCGGCCCAGGCGGCCCAGGCCCAGCAGCUGCAGCAUUUGCAACUGCUCCAGCAGCAGCAGGCCCAGCAGCAGCAGCAGCAGCAGCAGGCCCAGCUCCAGCAGGCCCAGGCCCAAGCCCAGGCCCAGGCCCAGGCCCAACUCCAGCAUGCCCAGCUCCAGCAGGCCCAGGCCCAAGCCCAAGCACAGUUCCAGCAGCAGCAGGCCCAGCUCCAGCAGGCACAGGCCCAGCUCCAGCAGCAGCAGGCCCAGGCGGCCCAGGCGGCUGCCCAGCUCCAGGGCAAAUCCCCCGGUGCCGGCGGCGGGCCCGCCACCGGCAAGCCCCCCCUGGCGCCGGCCCGCGAUUCGAAGGUCUCACAGGACGCAGGGUCCCAGAACCCCACCGUGUCGUCUCUCCUGUCUUCGCUAUUUGACCGGGCCGACGGGGUUCUGGCCAUCACCAUUGCCGACCGCGAGGGCGUCAUCUUUGCCAAGGCCACCGACCCCCGGCAAACGAACUCCUCGAAAAAUACGCUGGCCGUGGACCCGGCGACCGCCUCCUCGGCCCUGGCCACGGCGGCCGCCUCAUCGGCCGAGUACAUCCAUCGCCUGCCGGCCAAGAUCGCCGGGACUUGCUCCUGGCUGUUUGCAUUCACGCGCUCCCCGCGGCCACCGCCGUCGGCCAUGGACCCGGCGCAGCUGGGCGCCACGGCCCAGCCGCCGGAGAUCCCCUCGGCCGGGGGGGAUUUCUCGCCGGCCGGCCAUUCGACAGCCGCUGUGGCCGCGGCCGAGGUGGACCUCGGGGCCGAUCGGGCCGGGCCCUGGGGCGGCAUGCAAAUUGCCCAGCGCGUCGUGCAGCCCCCCCGGCCGGCGGCCCCGCCGGUCGGCGCCACUCCGGCCGGCUUGGCCGCCGAGAAGCCCGGACCCGGCAGCAGCCCCAGCUCCGGCGCCGGGGCCACUUCCGGCUCCUCCCGGCCGCCGCUCUUCGUGGUGACCGUCAUCGCGGCCCAGUGGGCCAACAUGGGCAUCAUUGUGGAUUUGGUGGACACCGCGGUGGUGCCGCUCGUCAGCGACCGGGAGUUCCAGACCGCCGCCCAGGCUGCCGCCCAGGGCCGGUCUCCGUAUGGGGCCGGCGCCGGCGGCGUGCCGAUGCAGCCGAUGGGCCAGGCCCUCGGGCAUCCGCACCACCAGCACCCGCACCAUCACCACUUGCACCAUCACCACCACCACCACCACCAGGGCCAGAUGAUGCCACCCCGGUGA